Molecule: messenger RNA, 1998 nt
Organism: Mesorhabditis spiculigera
Lineage: Eukaryota; Metazoa; Nematoda; Chromadorea; Rhabditida; Rhabditidae
Source: the annotation of a GenBank genome assembly
AUGUCCGAGCACUGGAAUAGCACGUCGAAUUGGCAGCCGCCGAGGAGACACGACGAACCGAAGCCGAUCCCGAUCCCAACGAAUUCCGGCAGCAAGCACAUCGCUUCGCCACGCAGCGAAUCGUAUGGAGGUGGCUCGCUGCCCCGGCAGGUUGUCGAGAAUAUCCUUCACGGAUCGCCGUGCACCCCGAAACAGCCCGAAUUCUUCCAUGCUGUCGAGAAUCCGUUUAUGCACAAAAAUGUGUGUAUUCCCCAGCCGCAGCCGUAUCCGCCGCAGGCCGGUAAUUUGCUGCCCGGAACGCCGGAAGUGCCGAUGUUCCUGAACACAUUCACACCGAUGGGUCACACUACCUGGAAUGGUCUGCCCACGAUGGGUCCUCGUCCGAUGGGCGGUCAGCCGCAACAGGCCCCGGUGUCGCCUCCGCAUCAGCAGCUCUCGCCGGCCCACGGCAUGCCCUUCUCCGCGCUUUCACCAACUCCUUCGAACGACUACCACGCGUCCGUCUUCUCAACAUCUCCUCCCAACCCAUCGCCCAUGCCGAACAUGGUCAAUGGUCAGAUGGCAAUGAAGACUGAGGCUGUUCCGCCGCCCAUGCCCUUGCCGCAAAAUGCCAUUCAAGAACUGUUGAUGAACCCAGCUCUGGUCAUGGCAGCACAACAGCUUCUUGCUCAACAACAACAGCAGCAGCUGCUACAGGCGGCCGCCGCUCAGCUGCUCAACAACCAGAACCAAUUCAAUUCCCAUCAACAACAACUACCGAUCCAGUUGCUCCAACAGCUCAAACUCAACCCGAACAUGCUGUCGAUGCAGCAGCCCGGCUUCCCGAUGAACCAACAGAUGAAUCCCUUCCAAUUGGCUGCUGACAACUAUCAGAACGGCGGAAAACGACAACAACGCCAGAACGACACGUUCACAAUGAGCACCCAGAAGCACAGUCCAAUGUUGGAAGAUCUGAAGAACAACCGGGGAACCAAUCUCUCGUUGCGUGACAUUGGCUCCUGCAUGUGCGAGUUUGCCAUGGAUCAGCACGGAUCGAGGUUCAUCCAGCAAAAGCUCGAACGUGCCGAUCUCGAGGAGAAAACGCUCGUCUAUGAUGCUAUCCGCGAGAACUCGCUGAAGUUGAUGACGGACGUCUUUGGAAACUACGUCGUUCAGAAAUUCUUCGAGCACGGCACCGAGGAGCAAAAGGCAGGCGUGUGCGCGCUGUUCAAGGGUCGCGUACAGGACUUGGCGCUGCAGAUGUACGGCUGCCGGGUGAUUCAGAAGUCGAUCGAGACCUGCCCCGAUCCGAUCAAGGAAGAAGUAGUUGCGGAGUUGAAGGGACAGGUCAUCCGCUUCAUCACCGAUCAAAAUGGAAACCAUGUGAUGCAGAAGAUUAUCGAGAAACUGCCACCGCCCCGACUCCAGUUCAUCCUCGACGCCAUCGCCGAGCGAGACAACGGCGUCAUCGAGCUGUCCACGAAUUCGUACGGUUGCCGUGUGAUCCAGCGUCUUCUCGAACACUGCAACAAGGCGCAGAAGGAGCCGAUCAAGCGUCAUCUCUAUAAGAACAUUGACCGAUUGCUGACCGACCAAUACGGCAACUAUGUGAUCCAGCAUCUCGUUGAGCGUGGCGACUCGUACGACUGGGACUUGAUCACGGCAGCGAUCAAAGACAAAGUCUUCCCAUUGUCGCAGAACAAGUUCUCGUCGAACGUCAUCGAGCGCAUUCUGCAGUUCGCCUCACAAUACCACAAGAAUCUCCUUAUUGCGGAAGUCUGUGAGCCGUCCGACCAAGGCCAGCCGUUGAUGCAGAUGAUGAAGGACCAAUACGCCAACUACGUCGUCCAGAAAAUGCUUGAUGAGGCCGACUCGACCCACAGAAAAAAGAUGCUGAUCGCGAUAAAGCCACACAUACAGCAGUUGAAGAAGGUCAAUUAUGGAAAGCACAUCAUGGCGAAAAUCGAAAAGAAACUUGGAGCACAAAUGGAGCAGCCGAUGCGCUACCACCAGGCAAUA